UCCUACCUGUGGACAGGUGAGAAGGAGGCGGGGGUGAAAUGAAAGCCAGCCCCCAUCUAGAUCCCAGAUUACAGCCCAGCUCUGCGUCUUACACUUAAUUCUUCCCUGAACACUAUUGUACCAAAGUUCAGAGCUCACUACUUGGGACAAAAGGAGAAAGAAGACACUGAACUGCUAGUUCUGGGACAGUUUCAUCUUGCAGAUUUAUUGGGACAAUGAAACAAGUGAGGAAAAGCAUUUGAGACGUUUUCCUCAACUAAGCCAUCUCAUCUGGAAUGCUCCUAUAAAACCUCUGCAGUUACGCCCAGUUUUUGUUGAAGCAAAGCAUCAUGGUAAACAGGAAGUCAGAGGUCCAGCGAAGGAUCGUGUCCAAGGACGGCCAUAACAACGUUCAGCUCGACAAUGUUGAAAGAAUGGUGAAGCUCUACUUGCAUGAUAUCUGGACUACUGUAGUGGACAUGAAGUGGCGUUACAAGGUCACUCUGUUUGCCUCCACCUUCAUCAUGACCUGGUUUAUCUUUGGGGUUUUCUUUUAUUUAAUCGGCAUGGGGAAUGGAGACUUUGAUGUUGGGCAAAAUUCAACCCACACACCCUGCCUGAUGAAUGUGGAGACUCUCACUGGAGCCUUCCUGUUCUCUCUGGAGUCACAGACCACUAUAGGUUAUGGUUUUCGAUACAUCUCUGAAGAGUGCCCUCUGGCUAUCUUCACGCUGGUGGCUCAGCUUGUCAUCACAGGUCUUGCUGAGAUCUUUGUCACUGGUGCUUUUCUGGCCAAACUUGCCCGACCAAAGAAGCGAGCAGAAACCAUUAAGUUUAGCCAAGUGGCUGUGAUCUGCAGACACCAGGGCAAGCUGUGUCUGAUGGUGAGAGUGGCUAACAUGAGGAAAAGUCUGCUGAUUCAGUGCCAGCUAACGGGAAAGCUGUUUCAAUCCAAUGUAACCGAAGAAGGAGAGAAGACACAGAUCCAUCAGAGCUCUGUCGAUUUCUACAUGGACUCCAGUGGAGACUGUCCUUUUCUCAUCCUCCCGCUCACCUUCUACCAUGUUAUUGAUGAGAAGAGCCCACUGGCAGGACUGACUGCAGAAACCCUGAGCCAUCGCAACUUUGAGCUGCUCAUAACACUCAAUGCCACCAUGGAGUCGACCGCGGCAACAUGUCAGAGCCGCACCUCUUACGUCCCUCAGGAGAUCCUGUGGGGCUACGAGUUCAAACCGGUGCUCUUUAGCUCUCCCAACUGCCGCUAUGUUGUCGAUUUCAAGUUUUUUGAUCAAGUGCAGAUGAGCAGUGAUGCUUCCUUCCAAAGCAACAACACAGUAAAACUAUAACCGAUGAAGGGACUGAGAGAAAAUUGUGAGAACUAUAGUUUUACAACGCUGUGAUCUUACAGGAAAUUGACCUCAGGGUCUAUCAUCAUUAACAAGUUGUGCCAGGUAUUGGGCGCUGGUCAUUUCACCGAUUACCAUGUUAUACCUCUGGAAAUGUUAUAAUUUCACACCUUUUUAGGAAUCACAUGGUACCUCAGGAUGUUUUGUGCUAACCAUGUAUACAUUGGAACCAACCAUGGGACCCAAAAUAUUGUUUUAAG
Molecule: messenger RNA, 1585 nt
Organism: Cyprinodon tularosa
Lineage: Eukaryota; Metazoa; Chordata; Actinopteri; Cyprinodontiformes; Cyprinodontidae
Gene: kcnj15
Product: potassium inwardly rectifying channel subfamily J member 15
Exons: 2
Coding region: 330-1325 (331 amino acids)
Biological process (GO): regulation of monoatomic ion transmembrane transport; potassium ion import across plasma membrane
Cellular component (GO): plasma membrane
Molecular function (GO): inward rectifier potassium channel activity
Source: RefSeq, a predicted model, not a curated record